AUGGGAAGUAUUGAUGUUCAAGAGACUCAUGUUCUAAUGGUAGCCUUACCAUUCCAAGGUCACCUCAAUCCGAUGCUCAAAUUCGCCAAACAUCUUGCACGAACCAACCUACACUUCACUCUCGCCACCACUGAACAAGCCUGUGACCGUCUCUCAUCCACCGACGAACCUCAUAGCCUCGUGGACCUUGUGUUCUUCUCCGAUGGUCUGCCUAAAGAAGAUCCAAGAGACCCCGAACCGCUCGCAGAGUCACUGAGAAAAGUCGGACCCAAGAAUUUGUCGAAAAUCAUAAAAAAAAAGAGAUUCGCUUGCAUUAUCUCUGUGCCGUUUACUCCAUGGGUUCCAGCUGUUGCAGCUGCUCAUAACAUUCCUUGUGCAAUCCUCUGGAUCGAAGCUUGUGCUGUUUUCUCGGUUUAUUACCGUUACUACAUGAAGACAAACCCUUUCCCCAAUCUCAAAGAUCCUAAUCAAACCGUGAAGUUACCAGCCUUACCGUUAUUAGAAGUCCGAGAUCUCCCGUCCUUGAUGUUACCUUCUGAAGGUGCUCACUUCAACAAGCUAAUGGCGGAAUUCGUAGAUUGCUUGAAAGAUGUGAAAUGGGUUUUGGCUAAUUCAUUUUACGAACUCGAAUCGGAGAUAAUCGAAUCGAUGUUUGAUUUAAAACCUAUUAUCCCAAUUGGUCCUCUGGUUUCUCCAUUUCUAUUAGGAGCUGAUGAAGACAAAACCCUAGAUGAUGGGAAAAACCUAGAUAUGUGGAAAUCAGAAGAUCAUUGCAUGGAGUGGCUUGACAAGCAAGUUAGGUCUUCCGUGGUUUACAUAUCUUUCGGAAGCAUACUUAAAUCGUCAGAGAAUCAAAUCGAGACCAUAGCUACAGCUUUGAAAAACAGAGGAGUUCCGUUUCUAUGGGUGAUACGGCCCAAGGAGCAGCCUCAAAACGUUCAAGUUUUGCAGGAGAUGGUGAAAGAAGGUAAAGGAGUUGUUAUUGACUGGGGUCAACAAGAGAAGAUACUGAGUCACGUGGCUAUCUCUUGCUUCGUCACGCAUUGUGGAUGGAACUCGACGAUCGAGACGUUGGUGACUGGUGUUCCGGUGGUGGCGUAUCCGAGUUGGAUUGAUCAGCCGCUUGAUGCGAGAUUGCUUGUGGAUGUGUAUGGAAUCGGAGUAAGGAUGAGGAAUGAUGUCGUCGACGGAGAGCUUAAGGUUGCUGAGGUUGAGAGAUGCAUUGAGGCUGUGACGGAAGGUCCCAACGUCGUGGUUAUGAGGAAGAGAGCAGCGGAGUUGAAGAACGCAGCAAGAUUAGCGAUGGCGUCUGGUGGUUCUUCAGCUCAGAAUCUGGACUUGUUCAUAAGUGAUAUCAAAAUCGUUACUUGACUUGUUUCUUCGAUAACCGGA
This is a messenger RNA of Camelina sativa (false flax), 1392 nucleotides long. RefSeq names its product UDP-glycosyltransferase 84B2-like. Gene Ontology annotation, molecular function: quercetin 3-O-glucosyltransferase activity; abscisic acid glucosyltransferase activity; quercetin 7-O-glucosyltransferase activity. NCBI's taxonomy places the organism in Eukaryota, Viridiplantae, Streptophyta, Magnoliopsida, Brassicales, Brassicaceae. The record is from RefSeq and is a predicted model, not a curated record.